GUUGCGGCACUUGCAGUAUUUUGAUUCUGAUUGUGGUCACACCGUCGACUGAAGAAAUUUAAAAAUUCAAUCUUUUCGUGCUUUCAUCACAGACGAAAGCAAGUGGGAACCGCCUCCUGCCCUCAUGCCAUUUGCCCGCCUCACGCAAUUGAGGCCAAUAAAGAACGGAAGAACGGAGUUAGUACGGCUGCCGUCGCUGACAAUGAACGGUGUGCGCAUCGUUCAUGUUGCCAUUUUUUUCAUGCAAACUUCAAGCAUUUAACAAUUUUACAAUAAAACGGUUAAACGAGUGUUUCGUAAAGUGAAUAAACCAGUGUUGAAUGAGUGAAAAUGGGUACAAAUCACCAAGUUUUUUGAAAAGCUUCUCUGCAUGGACUUGUUUUUUUUUGGAAUUUAAGACGGCGUUUGAGCGUUGGUGCUCCUGGCAAGAUGGUUAGAUUUUUAAGAAAUUAUCCAAGUACUUUGCACAGCGCUCUGACGGUAUCUACACUACUGGUGUUGACGUUGGUGAGUGGCUCUGUGACGUUUUCAUCAAACCACACCCGGAGCCGAUUGCGGCUACCGGACACCAUCAUACCAACCCACUACGACUUGAGGCUUCAACCCUUCCUCGGUAUCAACGAUACAAUCGAUGGACUUGUCUCUAUUCAACUGUCGGUUUUGAGGAACACCUCGAGCAUACGAAUUCACCUGCAACGAAUUACCAUCAAACCCAGAGGCAUUAAAUUAGUCUCCAACGACCUGUCGGAGCGCGUGGCCAUACGUGCGUCCAAAAAGGAUAGGAAGACAGGCAUGACAAUUAUUAAGGUACGGGGGAAGCUGCAGCCAAACGCUAACUACACCCUGAGAAUUGCGUUCACCUCCAAGCUCUAUCACGAGCCCAAGGGCUUCUACUCCACGGCAUAUUGGAUGCUCGAUGACCGACAAAGAUUUGUGGCUGCCACGCAAUUUUGGACGGCGAAUGCAAGACGCGCUUUCCCAUGCUUUGACGAGCCUUCUCUGAAAGCGACAUUCGACAUCACUUUGGGGCGCCAGCAGCACAUGACUGCCAUCGCAAACACUCCUAUCAGGGAGACCAGCCCCAUACCAAAUCAACCAGGCUGGUUCUUCGACAAGUUCGAGCGCACGGAAAAGAUGUCAACUUAUUUGCUGGCAUUCGUUAUUUCCGAAUUUUCAAAUAUUACUAUUGAGAAUAAGGCUCGAGUUCGAGUAUUUGCUCGGGAUGAUAUCCUGGAGCGCUCAUCGCACGCUAUUUCUGUGGGGGAUCGAAGCAUCAAUUUUUUCGAGCAGUACUUGAAUUCGAGUCUCGCUGUACCCAAAAUAGACAUGGUGGGACUGCCUCUAACGGCUCACCACGGAAUGGAAAAUUGGGGCCUUGUUACUUUCAGGGAAAGUUCGCUAUCGUACUCGUCUGAAGAUUCGACAGCAAGCGGUCUACUGCUGUCCACUGAGUUGGUGGUACACGAGAUGGCCCAUCAAUGGUUCGGCAACCUCGUUACAUUUGAGUGGUGGACCGACCUGUGGCUGAGCGAGGGCUUCGCCACAUACAUGGCGGCUGUGGCUAUUCAAGAGCUUUUUCCAGCGUGGAAAUCGAUGGAUUAUUUUUGCGCAUCAAGACUACGCAGCGUUAUGGUGGAUGACAGUUCACUCGCCUCCCACCCUGUCCGCACCCAUGUUGCUGACCCCAACGACAUAAAUGAAGUCUUCGACGCCAUUCCAUAUAGUAAAGGUGCGUCUAUCAUCAGAAUGAUGCAGCAUUUCUUGACGGAAGAUACUUUCAUGGCUGGCGUGAAAAACUACCUAAACAAAUUCAAAUUCAGCUCUGCUUCUCAGGAGAAUUUUUUUGGAACAAUGAACGAAGCUGCAGAGAACGAUGGCGUGCUCUUCGGUGGAAUAUCUCUGAAUAUGAUAUUAGAUGCCUGGACCUUACAAGCCGGGUAUCCCGUCCUGUUUGUCAAUAGACCUGAUAACAGCACUGCAACUUUGAAACAGAGACGUUUCCACUUCGGCAUGAGCAACACUUCUGACGUCGAUGUCCAGAGGUGGUGGAUUCCGGUGACUUUCACCGACCAGCGAUAUCCUUAUUUUGAGCACACACAGCCACGUACGUGGCUCAGACCUCAGGACGACCAGCUGCCGGUAACCGGACUACCGCCUCUUGACAAAUGGGUUUUGUUCAACUUACAGCAAACGGGAUAUUUCCGCGUGAACUACGACCUGGGCAACUGGCACUUACUGCUUAUCCAGCUGCUGACGGACCACAUGGUGCUGCCUGACGUCCACCGAGCCCAGCUAAUCGACGACUCCUUCAACCUGGCCCGAGCUGGGCUCGUGCCUUACCACGUUCCUCUGAACAUCACGAGGUAUUUACGUGAAGAAGUUUCACUGGCGCCGUGGCUUGCAGCUUUCAACAACUUCAAAUACCUGAACUCGAUGCUCAGGAGUAGCCCACUCUAUGGAGCUUUCAAA
Messenger RNA from Hyalella azteca, 2469 nucleotides. RefSeq names its product aminopeptidase N-like. The record is from RefSeq and is a predicted model, not a curated record. Lineage: Eukaryota; Metazoa; Arthropoda; Malacostraca; Amphipoda; Hyalellidae. The annotation marks the transcript as partial. Gene Ontology annotation, biological process: peptide catabolic process; proteolysis. Gene Ontology annotation, molecular function: metalloaminopeptidase activity; peptide binding; zinc ion binding. Gene Ontology annotation, cellular component: cytoplasm. The transcript is spliced from 14 exons.